CCUCAUAACUUAGGAAAAAAAGAAGAAGAGGUAAAACUGUAGAAAUAUGGGAAGCAACACUCAAGCUGGCGGAGAGACCCUGGUGAAAUCAUCAAGAUUUAAGCGUAUUUGCGUCUUUUGUGGCAGCAGCCCCGGCAAGAACCCCAACUAUCGCCAUGCUGCCAUCCAACUCGGCAACCAAUUGGUUGAAAGGAACAUCGACUUGGUCUACGGAGGAGGAAGCAUCGGCCUGAUGGGUCUAGUCUCCCAAGCUGUUUACGAUGGUGGUCGCCAUGUCAUGGGGGUUAUACCUUUUUCCCUUAUGCCCAAAGAAAUCACCGGAGAGACCAUCGGAGAAGUAAGGCCAGUGUCGGAUAUGCACCAAAGGAAAGCCGAAAUGGCUCGUCAAGCUGAUGCAUUUAUAGCCUUACCUGGCGGGUAUGGCACACUUGAAGAGCUUCUUGAAGUUAUUACGUGGGCACAACUUGGAAUUCAUGAAAAACCGGUAGGAUUGUUGAAUGUGGAUGGAUACUACAACUCGUUGUUGUCUUUCAUAGACACGGCUGUUGAUGAAGGCUUCAUCACUCCCGUUGCUCGUCACAUUAUCGUGUCUGCCCCAGAUGCCCAUGAGCUAAUCUCCAAGCUUGAGGAGUACGUACCUGAUAACAACGGAAUGGCAUCCAAGUUGAGUUGGGAAAUGGAGCAACAAUUGGGUUAUUCUGCAAAGUCGGAGAUUGCACGUUGACUUCCUUAACAAGCGUUAGAUUGAGGUUUAUAGUGGCUACACAUG
Messenger RNA from Cynara cardunculus var. scolymus (artichoke), 769 nucleotides. RefSeq names its product probable cytokinin riboside 5'-monophosphate phosphoribohydrolase LOGL10. The transcript is spliced from 7 exons. The record is from RefSeq and is a predicted model, not a curated record. Bases 47 to 724 code for a protein of 225 amino acids. Gene Ontology annotation, molecular function: hydrolase activity, hydrolyzing N-glycosyl compounds. NCBI's taxonomy places the organism in Eukaryota, Viridiplantae, Streptophyta, Magnoliopsida, Asterales, Asteraceae. Gene Ontology annotation, cellular component: nucleus; cytosol. Gene Ontology annotation, biological process: cytokinin biosynthetic process.